Messenger RNA from Monomorium pharaonis (pharaoh ant), 1036 nucleotides. RefSeq lists its product as uncharacterized. Lineage: Eukaryota; Metazoa; Arthropoda; Insecta; Hymenoptera; Formicidae. The transcript has 5 exons. The coding region runs from base 31 to 756 and encodes 241 amino acids. The record is from RefSeq and is a predicted model, not a curated record.
ACGUAUGCAUUGAGCUACUGAAUAGGCAACAUGUUAUUUUACGCGCUUAGUGCAUUUACAAUAUUUGGAUUAUCUUCAGCUAGUGAACAUACACUUCCUGUAACCAUCUGCAAACGACAUUCACCUAAUUAUUCUGCCUGUUUAAAGUAUUCUUUGAAAGAAGCAUGGCCACGAUUUGUAGCAGGGAUCCCAGAAUUUAAGUUUCCAUCUUUGGAUCCAUUAUUUUAUGAAUAUGGUAAAGCUGUAUUUAAUUCAGGAGAAAUACGUGCAGAGGUUAUUUUGUCAAAUAUUUCUGCUUUUGGUUUAUCAAAGAGUUGCUUUUCUGAUAUCAGGACACACUUUCUUAAUGACGUUUUUCGUCUAGAAAUUGAUGUAUUGGUACCGAAAGUAAUGCUAGAAGGUACCGUGAAAAUGAAUGGUACUAUGAGUAUAUUCAAAAUUGCUAGAAAAGGUUAUUUUAAUUUAACUGCUGAUGAUGCCACAGCAACAUGGGAUUUAACAGGUUCUGUAGUAAAUGAUACAUGGAUUGUAGAACAUUUUCGUACAUUUCCAUCAGUUAAAAAGCUUAAAUUGUAUUUUGAUUUGUUCUCAGACAACAAAGAAUUUAAUAAUCUUGCUGUAACUUUUGCAAAUGAAUUCUGGCCACCAUUAUAUCGAGUAAUGUUACCAAUAGUAUCCGAUGAAUGGGAUUUAUGGUUAACUAAUAUUGCUAAUAACUUUUUUUUGAAAGUUUCCUUUUCAAAAUUAUUUCCAUGAAAAUUUAUAAAAUAUUUAUACAUAAAAAUUAUCGUCAGAUUUAAUGUACAUUAUAUAUGCACUAUUAUAUAUUUUUAUAUGUAAUGUUAUUGGAUUGUUUAGGUUUCAUUACAUUCUUUGAUCGCCUAUAGUCCGAAUUCAGAUUUCUUGGCUUUGAGUCUGAAUUCUUUAUUCUUAUGGAAAUUUUUAAUAUUUUUAAUUACGAUGUUUUGUAUAAUUAUUUUUUAAGUUUGCGUACAACUAAUGCUUUAUUCUUUUUUUUAUAAAAAAAUUAAUUUUU